AUGGUGGCCUCGAAGGUGGUGCUGUCGCUGCUGGUUGCAGCUCUCCUGCUGCAUGUGGCCACCACGCUGAAGAUCAGCGCCUUCAACAUCAAGGCGUUUGGGGACAACAAGAUGUCCAACCAGACUAUCGCAGAUAUCAUCGUCUCUAUCCUGUCAGGAUACGACAUCACCCUGGUGCAGGAGGUCCGGGAUGCCGACCUGAGCGCUGUGAAGAAGCUCGUGGACCAGCUCAACAGAGCAUCUGUGCACUCAUACAGCUUUUUGGAUAGCAUCCCCCUGGGUCGGACCAGCUACAAGGAGCAAUACCUCUUCAUCUACAGGUCAGACCUGGUCUCCGUGCUGGGAAGUUACUACUACGAUGACGGCUGUGAGUCCUGCGGGACCGAUACCUUCAGCAGGGAGCCCUUCAUUGUCAAGUUCUCCUCGCCCACCACACAGGUGGAGGAGUUCGUGAUGGUGCCCCUGCAUGCCGAGCCCAGCAGCGCGGCGGAGGAGAUCGAUGCACUCUACGACGUCUACACCGAAAUCAUCAACAAGUGGGCGACUAAUAACGUCCUCCUCCUGGGCGACUUCAACGCCGACUGCUCCUACGUGACCAGCGCCCAGUGGCCGUCCAUCCGCCUGCGCUCCCUCGACGCCUGCGAGUGGCUCAUCCCCGACAGCGCCGACACCACCGUCGCCAGCACCACCGACUGCGCCUACGACCGCAUCGUCGCCUGUGGCACUGCGCUGCGCCAAGACAUCGAGCCCGGCUCUGCCGCUGUGAACAACUUCCAGAAGACUUUCCACCUCCAGAGCAAGGAUGCUUUGGCCGUCAGCGACCAUUUCCCGGUGGAGGUGACCCUGAAACCCCCUGCCGGUGGCAAAAGCAGGCAGACCAGGAAGGGCCUGGGAGGCUCGGGGCAGGAUUCGGCCCCCUUGCUGGGUCGCAGGAUGCCCUUCCACUGGCUCAGCAUACCUCCCGGCAGGAUGGGGACCAUGGCGCUGGCACUGUUCCUACUGGCCAUGGCUCUCCCAUGCCUGGCCACCACCACACUGCGCGUUGGCGCCUUCAACAUCCAGGCGUUUGGAGACACCAAGAUGUCCAACGAGGAAGUGGCGGGCAUCAUCGUCAGCAUCCUACACCGCUACGAUGUGGCACUGGUGCAGGAGGUGCGCGACUCCGACCUCAGUGCCGUCACCCAGCUCAUGGAGCAGCUUAACAGCGUGUCUACGUCCCUGUACGACUACGAGAUCAGCGGCCCCCUGGGACGGGACAACUACAAGGAGAUGUACCUCUUCAUCUACAGGACAGACGUCGUGUCUGUGGUGGACACCUACCAAUAUGAGGACCCUCAGGACGUCUUCAGCCGGGAGCCGUUCAUCCUGAGGGUCUCAGCGCCCCACACCAGUAAGCAGGGGAAUGAGUGGCCCCGGGCGGUGGCAUGGGGUGGCAGCAGGGCUGAUGUCCCUCUCCUGGCAGAGGUGGAGGAGUUUGUGCUGGUACCACUGCACUCGGCCCCGCACGAUGCUGUUGCCGAGAUCGAUGCACUCUACGACGUCUACCUGGCCAUCAUCAGCAAGUGGGGGACUGACAACAUCAUGUUCCUGGGGGACUUCAAUGCUGACUGCUCCUACGUCCAGUCGAGUGACUGGUCGGCCAUCCGCCUGCGCACCAGCGAUGUCUUCAAGUGGCUGCUCCCUGACAGCGCCGACACCACCGUGGGGAAGUCGGACUGCGCCUACGACAGGAUUGUGGUAUGCGGCGCCAAGCUGAGGAGAAGCAUCGUGCCAAGUUCAGCUACCAUCUACAAUUUCCAGCGCGCUUUCCAGCUGGAGCAGGAGGAGGCCCUGGCAGUCAGCGACCACUACCCGGUCGAGGUGAAGCUGAUGGCUUGA
Messenger RNA from Nipponia nippon (crested ibis), 1878 nucleotides. RefSeq names its product deoxyribonuclease 1 like 2. Gene Ontology annotation, biological process: DNA catabolic process. Lineage: Eukaryota; Metazoa; Chordata; Aves; Pelecaniformes; Threskiornithidae. Gene Ontology annotation, cellular component: nucleus. Gene Ontology annotation, molecular function: deoxyribonuclease I activity; DNA binding. The record is from RefSeq and is a predicted model, not a curated record.